Messenger RNA from Sphaerodactylus townsendi, 2719 nucleotides. It is a transcript of the gene TAB1, whose product is annotated as TGF-beta activated kinase 1 (MAP3K7) binding protein 1. Gene Ontology annotation, molecular function: protein serine/threonine phosphatase activity. Gene Ontology annotation, biological process: protein dephosphorylation. Gene Ontology annotation, cellular component: cytosol. NCBI's taxonomy places the organism in Eukaryota, Metazoa, Chordata, Lepidosauria, Squamata, Sphaerodactylidae. The record is from RefSeq and is a predicted model, not a curated record. The coding region runs from base 103 to 1608 and encodes 501 amino acids. The transcript has 11 exons.
CGUCCGUUAACGAAACUAAAGGACGCUCUAGGCCUGUCUUCCCUCCGGCUCACUGCAUCUCCUUCGCCAGCGAAGGGUGGAGGAUGUCGCUCCUGCGAAAAGAUGGCGGCUAGGAGGAGUCUCCUGCAGAGUGAGCAACCAGCAAGUUGGACAGAUGACUUGCCCCUCUGCCAGCUGUCUGGUGUGGGUUCAUCUUCUAACCGUUCAUAUACUGCAGAUGGAAAAGGAACAGAAACCCACCCCUUGGAGGAUAAUUGGCUGAAAUUCAGGAGUGAGAACAACUGCUAUCUCUAUGGAGUCUUCAACGGGUAUGAUGGCAACCGGAUCACCAAUUUUGUGGGGGAGAGACUCUCUGCGGAGCUCCUGCUGGGCCAGCUGAGUGCCGAUCCUGAUGAUGCUGAUGUGCGCAAAGUCCUGCUACAGGCUUUUGAUGUGGUAGAGAGGAGUUUCCUGGAGACCAUUGAUGAUGCUUUGGCGGAAAAGGCCAGCCUUCAGUCCCAGCUACCGGAGGGUGUGCCUCAUCACCAGCUGCCGCCUCAGUACCAGAAAAUCAUGGAGCGCUUGAAGGCUGUGGAAAAAGAAAUCUCUGGAGGAGCCAUGGCUAUUGUGGCGGUCAUUCUGAACAGCAAGCUUUACAUCGCCAAUGUAGGAACGAACCGGGCUCUCUUGUGCAAAUCUACAGUAGAUGGGUUACAAGUGACACAACUCAAUAUGGACCAUACCACAGAGAAUGAGGACGAACUGUUCCGAUUUUCCCAGCUGGGUUUGGACGCAACAAAAAUAAAGCAAGUAGGAACCAUAUGUGGGCAGGAGAGCACUCGCCGCAUUGGGGAUUAUAAGGUCAAAUAUGGCUACAGUGACAUUGAACUUCUCAGCACCGCAAAAUCCAAACCAAUCAUAGCAGAGCCUGAAAUCCAUGGAGGGUACCCACUUGAUGGAGUGACAGGUUUUCUUGUUCUGAUGUCAGAAGGGCUCUACAAAGCUCUGGAAGCAGCUCAUGGACCUGGGCAAGCCAAUCAGGAAAUUGCAGCCAUGAUUGCCACUGAAUUUGCCAAGCAAACUUCACUGGAUUCUGUAGCACAGGCUGUUGUCGAUAGAGUGAAGCGCAUUCACUGUGAUACAUACGCCAGUGGUGGCGAACGGUCCAAGUUCUGCUCUCGGCAUGAGGACAUGACGCUGCUAGUGAGGAAUUUUGCAUAUCCACUGGGUGAGAUGAGCCAGCCCACGCUGACCCCAACGCAAGGAGGCCGUGUUUACCCAGUGUCAGUGCCAUACUCCAGUAACCAGAGUACUAGCAAAACCAGUGUGACGUUGUCUCUUGUCAUGCCUUCCCAAGGUCAGAUGGUCAACGGUGCCCACAGUAGCUCUACAUUGGAUGAAGUCACACCAACUCUUACAAAUCAAAGUCCAACUGUGACCCUCCAGUCUACCAACACUCAUACCCAGAGUAGCAGCUCAAGCUCAGAUGGGGGCCUCUUUCGUUCCCGCCCCUCUCACUCUCUCCAGCCAGAUGAAGAUGGGCGCGUUGAGCCCUAUGUGGACUUUGCAGAGUUCUACCGCCUCUGGAACAUGGACCACAGUGAAACAGGAGCACUGACUGUGUCGUAAUCCAAGGAGACCAGCUCCUGUGAACUUCAGUAUGGGAAAAUAGAACCUGGUGAGGCAGGACUAAUUUAUCAUCAAAUUGUUCCCAUUCUUCCUUGAAGCAUGAACCUUUGUGGACAAAGCUAAUGUACCAAGAGAUUGCUGAUACAGUUUUUAUCAGCUUGUCAGGACACAUGCAUGUACAUCAACCUGUUUUCUAAUUGUUUCUGCCAUUGUGCAGGCCUUGUGGGCUCUAGAGUGGAUUGUGAACCUUUCCUAUAUCUUUAGUAUUGCGGUCACCAGGCUGGACUUUUGUGGAAAAGACCAUGUCUGUAAAGGGUUGUGGGUGUGCGUGCACGCUAUUGCUCAAGUUUUAGUCCUGGAAAUACUUCAUCAUGAUACUGAUUUAAUUCCAUGAAAGAUACAUCUAGUUUACAGAAUAAAUUAUAGCUUCUCGUCAUUUUUAUCGGACACAUUUUCACUUUAUUUUUGUGACCUUUUAACAUCCAAUAGAUAAACGUAAAAUCCUCAGCUUCCUAAAGUAAACACUACAGCUUUCAGUCAGCUGUAGGGCUCAUAUAGGAGAAGCACCUUGUGAGGGACAAGAGCAUCUCCUGCUUCUGAAAGGCAUGAUGUACUACAUCAUCAGCAAUAGGCCUUGGUACCAUAAACAUUGACAGUUCAGUCAGAGAGGCAACAUUGUUGUCUAGUCUUCUACUCUGGUAGUCAGUAAGCCCUUUGCACCAAAGCUUGAAGCAGUGAAAGGGAGGAAGCAUCAGUUUGAAACUAGAUCUAACCUACCCUCUGCCCUUCCUUAUCAACAUAGUUUUACUUUAAACAGCAGCCUUCUCACUCCUGUUUGUUCAGGGGAUAUCCCACUAGAAAGGGAGGGGACUCUUUUACUACUUAGAAGCAAUCUGGUAUAAUAGAUCUACUUAAUGAUACAGGGAAAGAUACCUGGUUCAUUCCUAAUUGAUAUCCAGCUGGAGAGCAGGAAUGAUGAUGGUACAACUGAGUUGCGUAAAGCCAGCAAACUCCAAUCUACAUGUACAGCAAGCUGUAUUCUGGUGGAGUUUUGUACUUUCACAAUUAAACCUGGUCAGUAUGUGAUGCUAUUAAAGCCUCCACAUUCUUA